Messenger RNA from Drosophila sechellia, 953 nucleotides. RefSeq lists its product as uncharacterized. Bases 79 to 834 code for a protein of 251 amino acids. The transcript has 2 exons. NCBI's taxonomy places the organism in Eukaryota, Metazoa, Arthropoda, Insecta, Diptera, Drosophilidae. The record is from RefSeq and is a predicted model, not a curated record.
UCCCUUACGCCGUCUGAAAAAACGAGCAGCCUGGGAAACAAAACUAUUUCGUCAUCAAAUAAGUAGCUGUUGGAAUCAAUGGAUACAAAGUCUUACGAAAGGAAGUGGUGUACAUCCAACACCCGACUUUUACUGUCCCUUUACAAUGAACGCCAAGCUGAUUUUCGGGAUCCGAAAAAAAAGAUCAAGGACAUUUGGGGGGAAAUGGUCGUUGCCCUUGAAAGCCGGGGAAUGACAGAUAUCGAUGCCAUUCAGCUGGAUCGAAAAUUUAGGAACCUGAAGAAGACCUACUACAGCAUAAGGAGCAAACUCCUGGCGAAGGUACCGCAUUUCCAUCCGGACUGGCAGUUCUACGACGAGAUGUCCGAAAUUCUGAAGGAUGAGCCCGUCCCACCGCCAAGGGAACUUUCCAUCAAUAAUUACGAUGCUGUGGUCAGUGUGGGGACCGGUAUCCAGAAAGGCAGGAUGCUGUCUAUGGGCACCACUGUCAGCACAGUUAUUCCCCGGCAAAUUCGUACGUAUCGCAAACGAAAGCAUCCAUUGGAUGAUGUCGAUAUCAAGAUCCAGAAGGACUUUGAAGUGCGAACGGAUCUGCAGCGGGAUGUGGUCCAAUUCGCUGUUAUUAAUGCCGCCGAACCCAAUACAAAUGAUUCGUCCGAGUACGCGGACGAGAUCUCCAUCAGCAACGCCGAAGAGGCAAUGAGACACCUAAGAGCUCUCCAGGAGUACGCCAUGGUUCACGAUAAUUUCCGGGCCAUAGGACUUCUAAUACAGGCGGAGCACGCCAUUCAAUAUCCAGCCCAAAUCAAAGACUUCGAGGUGGAUCAAACGUAGUGUCCUUAUAAGAUAGUACGCAAUUUACUAAAAAAAGCAAAGAUAAGAUUAGGCACGCUGCUAAUUUAUACCUCUAGUUUUAAGUUUUUAUUAUUAUAUAAUAUAUGUUUAUACUUUAA